AUUUCAGGCAAUCAGAAUUUCAGCUGGACAGAAAGACUGACAGGAUGGAGAAAUCAAUGAUUCUGUUUUCUGUGCUGCUCCUGGGGUGGACCUGGACCUUCCAGGGCGUCCCUGCUGACGAACAGGUGGAGGGUACUGAGAGUACGACCACAGACGAGGAGGGUCCCACUGUUAAUGCAACUCUGCGCGAAGCAGCUGUGUUCAACGCAACAGAGGACUGUCAAAAAGCACCAGAAUCAGGUCCAUGUUUGGCGUACAUUCCACGUUUGUUCUACAACUCCACCUCAAAGAGAUGCGAGGAAUUUAUCUAUGGAGGGUGUAGGGGAAACCUGAACAACUUUAUUAGUGUGUCUGUGUGUUUGGAGACUUGUCACCGUGCAGGUGAGGAGUACAAACCUCAUUGGCUAUAUUUCAGGCAAUCAGAAUUUCAGCUGGACAGAAAGACUGACAGGAUGGAGAAAUCAAUGAUUCUGUUUUCUGUGCUGCUCCUGGGGUGGACCUGGACCUUCCAGGGCGUCCCUGCUGACGAACAGGUGGAGGGUACUGAGAGUACGACCACAGACGAGGAGGGUCCCACUGUUAAUGCAACUCUGCGCGAAGCAGCUGUGUUCAACGCAACAGAGGACUGUCAAAAAGCACCAGAAACAGGUCCAUGUAAGGCGUACAUUCCACGUUUCUUCUACAACUCCACCUCAAUGAGAUGUGAGGAAUUUACCUAUGGAGGGUGUAUGGGAAACCUGAACAACUUUGCAGAUGUGUCUGUGUGUUUGGAGAAAUGUCACCAUGCAGAGGAAAAAGAAGAAGAAGAAGAAGAAGAAGAGAACCCAACAGCACAGAGUUUGGACUCCUGAAGUUUUGUUUUUGGAGAAGCAGCAGAAUCUGUUUCCUGAUGGCUACUAAUGAAAUGAAGAGGCAUCUGAAGUAACCCAAAAACAUGAACCAUAUGGAGCACAUCAUGCAGAAUACAAAUAAAGCAAUGCAUUACUAUUUUUGACUUUUAUCUGACAUUUGGGGAAGAUUGAUGUGGUCGACAGACUUCCUGGAGUCCAAAAAUAACACUGAAUUAAUCAAUAACAAAGACUGAGAAAACCAAAACACUGAAAUGAAAUUAAUGUAAAUUCAUUUACAUUAUCUCAAAUGCAUUUCUUAUAAAUUAAAUCAUUUAAAAUUAUGAAAUCUGAAAUAAAUUUCUUUAUUUUAACACAUUUGUUGGAAGUGUCUCAUGCAUUUACAAUGUUUAUAAUAAACAGUUUGAUAUGUGGCAAAAA
Molecule: messenger RNA, 1268 nt
Organism: Plectropomus leopardus (leopard coralgrouper)
Lineage: Eukaryota; Metazoa; Chordata; Actinopteri; Perciformes; Serranidae
Source: RefSeq, a predicted model, not a curated record